Culicoides brevitarsis is the source of this 1391-nucleotide messenger RNA. It is a transcript of the gene Mpi, whose product is annotated as mannose-6-phosphate isomerase. NCBI's taxonomy places the organism in Eukaryota, Metazoa, Arthropoda, Insecta, Diptera, Ceratopogonidae. The record is from RefSeq and is a predicted model, not a curated record. Gene Ontology annotation, biological process: carbohydrate metabolic process; GDP-mannose biosynthetic process. Gene Ontology annotation, cellular component: cytosol. The transcript has a single exon. The coding region runs from base 100 to 1305 and encodes 401 amino acids. Gene Ontology annotation, molecular function: mannose-6-phosphate isomerase activity; zinc ion binding.
AUUUUGACUUUGACUGUUAUUAAAAUAUUAUCGUAUGGAAUACAAGGAUAAACUGCAGAAGUAAAAGCAUUUAAUUAUUCAGUUUGAGUGCAUUUAGCAAUGGAGAUUCUCGGAAAUAUUAAAAACUAUGACUGGGGAAAAUUGGGAGCGGCAUCUAAAGUUGCACACUUGGCAAAAUUAUCGGAUCCCAAAUUUGAAGUAGACUCGGGAAGUCCCUAUGCUGAGCUAUGGAUGGGCGAUCACGUGAGUGGCCCGAGUAUCGUGAAAGGAACGGGAGAAAGUUUGGUCGAUUUCAUUAAAAAUAACAAGGAAGCUGUUGGUGGAAUGUCAGCACUGCCAUUUUUGUUCAAAGUGUUGAGCAUUCGAAAAGCUCUGAGUAUCCAAGUGCAUCCGAACAAGAAGGAGGCCGAACGCUUACAUGCUGAACGUCCAGACAUUUACAAAGAUCCCAAUCACAAACCGGAAUUAGCUAUUGCACUCACACCAUUUUUGGCACUUUGUGGUUUUAGGCCUUUCGAGGACAUCCAAAGUGUGCUAAAAAAUUAUCCUGACAUAGCAAAAUUGAUUGGCGACAAGGCUGUGUCGGAAUUCAAUGCAAAACCAUCACCUGAAACUCUCAAAAGUUGUUUUGAAAUACUGAUGCGAGCGAACGAAAGCCAACUCAGCACUUGUAUCACGUCACUACUUGCCACAUUUAAAAAACAAUCGAAAUUAAGUCGCUACGAAGAAACGUUCGUUCGUUUGAACGAAGAUUUUCCAAAUGAUGUUGGAUCUCUUUCGCUUUUUUUCCUGAAUCUCAUUCAAUUGAAGCCAGGAGAAGCCAUCAAUUUGGCGGCAAAUGUCAUUCAUGCGUAUCUCGAUGGUGACUGCAUCGAAUGCAUGGCAUGUAGUGAUAAUGUCGUUCGAGCUGGUCUCACCCCAAAGUACAAAGAUGUUGAUACUUUAGUUUCGAUGCUCGAGUAUGAAGGCAAAAAUACUGACGAAAUUCUCUACAAAUCCAAAGAUCUGGGCGCAAAUCAGAAAUAUUCAAAAGUCUUUAUUCCACUUGUGAAAGAUUUUGCAGUUGUUCAAACACAAAUUCCAUCUGGCACUACCACGUACAAAAUAUUGAACCGUAAAUACGGUUCGAUUUUGCUUGUAUUGUCGGGAAAAGGAACAUUGAAGACAAAUAACGGCGAAUUAGAAGUUCUGGAAGGCUCGAUUGUGUUUUUGUCCGCAACACUUGGUCCUGAAGUAGACUUAACUAUCACGGAUACAAGCUUGGAAUUUGUUGCGUAUCAAGCAAUGUACAAUGAUUUCGAAUAAAGUACCAGACGUCAACACACAAUUUAACAAAUUUUCGUCUUUAUUCUUUUUCCAAUAAAUAUUUAAUAUAAUUCAAGAGAAUUUAA